UGUUAUAUGAUAUUAAAUAGUUAUAAAACCCACAUUAAACUAAAAUGGAGACCGAAGAACACUUACUAGCCCUAAAAGUGAUGAGAUUAACUAGACCAAUGCUAGCAACUCCUUUACCAGUUACAUGUGAUAGUAAAGAUUUGCCGGGUAAUUUACUGAAUAAUGCCCUUCAACAAGACCCUACUGCAGUGCAUGGCGCUGAAACAUUAUGUACAGGGCAAUUUUUGUUGCUGCCCCAAAGUCCUGUUAAUAUAUAUUUGGGAGAGACUUUCUCAAGUUAUAUUUGUGUUUACAGUGAGACAAAGGAUGUUGUUAAUAAUGUUACAGUUAAGGUUGAUUUACAAACUAGUUCACAAAGGUUGCCUUUAUCAAUGAAUCCUCCUACAGAAACUUUAUCGUCUGAUGAUACUGUUAAUGUUGUUAUUCAUCAUGAAGUUAAGGAAAUUGGGACUCACAUAUUGGUUUGCGAAGUUAGUUAUCAAACAAUUACAGGCAACUUAAUGACAUUUAGAAAAUUUUUUAAAAUACAAGUAAUGAAACCCUUGGAUGUCAAAACCAAAUUUUAUAAUGCUGAAAAUGAUGAUGUUUAUUUAGAGGCACAGAUUCAAAAUAUCACAAAUGGGCCAAUUUGUUUGGAAAAAGUUAAUUUGGAUGCUUCACAUCUUUUUGAUGUAACUAGCUUAAAUGUGACACCAACAGGGGACAGUGUUUUUGGUAAAACUCAGCUAAUGCACCCACAAACUGUUUGUCAGUUUCUUUAUUGUUUAACACCCAGUGAAAAAUUAUCUUCAGACCUAAAAUCCUUAAGGGGUGCUACAAAUAUUGGAAAGUUAGACAUUGUUUGGAGAUCAAACUUAGGGGAAAGGGGCAGAUUGCAAACCUGCCAAAUGCAAAGAAUGGGACCUGACUAUGGGGAUAUUAGAAUGUCUGUAGUGGAAAUACCAAAUUUUGUAGUGUUGGAAGAAUUAUUUUCAAUUAAAUGCAAAAUAAUCAACAAUUGUGAACGUACAGUGGAUCUGAUGGUAUAUUUAGAAAACGUGGAGGGGAUAGCCUGGUGCGACAUUUCUGGGCGCAAAUUAGAACCUCUACCUCCCCACUCUGUAAAAAUUUUAGAGUUUAAAUGUAUACCUAUUUUGCCUGGACUUAAAAGUAUAGCAGGUAUUAAGUUGUUGGACACUUUUCUAAAACGGACUUAUCCCUAUAAUGAUUUGGGGCAAGUUUUUGUUAUGGUAAAUGACAGAAAAGAAGAGUUGGAUGAUGAUAGUGAUGAUGAAGAUGCAUAUCCUGUAAGUGCAUAAUGUUCAUAGAUAUUAAUUUUUUAAGAUAAAAUAAUGUUUGUAAAUAUUGUUCUUCUAUUUGGUUUUAAGUAUGUUAAAAAAAGUGAUAUAUUAUAAUGUAAUAGGUGAAGUUUUUAAUAAAACAUUAAUUUAA
This is a messenger RNA of Brassicogethes aeneus, 1431 nucleotides long. The record is from the annotation of a GenBank genome assembly. NCBI's taxonomy places the organism in Eukaryota, Metazoa, Arthropoda, Insecta, Coleoptera, Nitidulidae.